Molecule: messenger RNA, 27613 nt
Organism: Cinara cedri
Lineage: Eukaryota; Metazoa; Arthropoda; Insecta; Hemiptera; Aphididae
Source: the annotation of a GenBank genome assembly
CCGUUUGGAUUAGUCGUGUCUGCGCUGCUCGUCAGUACAAUACGAUACGAUUGUUAGCCGGUAAUAACACACAAAUCUAACAAAAACAAUAAUAUAAUAUAACACACUUAUCUGCGUUACACCGGGAUUCAUUUUUGUUUAUUAUCAAUCGCAUAUUAAUAAGUAUUUAUGUCGGUAAAUAUUUUCGAGUGUUUAUCUUCAUCAUGUGCCUACGCGAAAUGAUAAACAACUGUCGGACGGUUUGUUUAGGCAUUUAUUACCGCGAUACCAUUAUCAUUGUAGAAGGCUGGUCAAUAUUAAAUUUUAGAGUUUAGACCGUUGAUUAUAAUAAUGAAUUCCGUUCGAAUUGAUUGCCCAUACGUUAUCAUGUAGUAUAAAAUAAAUUUCGUAUAAAUAAAUUAUUGUGUGAAAUCAACGGUCAGAACAUUAAAUUAUGUUGUUAAAAACCGUGUGCGUGUAGUAAAUAUUUCCGUUCAAAUUUUAUUGUAAGUAAUGUACUCCUGCAGCGUUAAAUAUACAGUGCUUCUAUAGGUAAGUGGCAUUACAAUAAUUAUAAUAAUAAUUAAGAUAGGUACAAUAAUUAUAUUGGCAUGCCUACCUAUAAAAUAACAAUGAUAAGUUUAAUUUGAGUGUAAGGAUGUUAACUUACAUUAUAAAUAUGUUCCACCCACAUUAAUACAAAUUAUUAAUUUACUGUUUAUUUAUUAACACAUGGCUAUUUAUUCACUAUUUGUUAACUACCGACUGUAAUUCAAGUAAAAUGAUAAAAGUGCGUACAAAUAUAUAAUAAGUAGGUAUAACGACAUUUCGAUAAAUUCACAGUAUUAGUAGUAUCACUUAUCAUUUAGUUAUUUAUCACAUCAUAUAGGUACACUUUUUAAGAUAGGAACGGUUGUUCGAAAAUGAUUAGAAUAAAUAAUAACGGUCCGAAAGCAUAAUUUCAAUACGUAUAUUUAAAUUCAUACUAAGCAUUUCAAUACUAAAUACUAAUAUAAGUAUUUAAUUGUAAACAUUAUCCGUCUAGGAGACUUAGGCUACCCCUCGUGAAUAUCGGACUUAUAAUUUGUUGUGCAAAACCACGUCAUGCAGGCUUUUAUUUCUCAUACAGCAGGUAUGUUAAUUAUUAUAAUUAAUAUUCUACUGGGCCGCGUUGCCGUAAAACGGUUCUUAUCAUUUUCGGACAAUUUCUUAUCACUGCACUUUUUUUCGAUACUAUAUAGGAUAUUGAUAUUAAAACACAACAAAUUAAAGUUUGUUACAUAAAACAUUAAUAAUAUAUCACGUUAUAUAAUUUACACUUCUUAUACGGUAUUAAAUAUUGCUAUCAUAAAAAACAAUAAAGUUCAUUGACCGAAAAUCUAUUGACGCGAAAUCCUAACUAUAAGAGAGGGGACACCGGAACCUUCAACAUGAGUAUUUACGUACACACUGAAUAAUGAUCGGAGGACACGGAGACACAGAGUAGUUUUUCCUCUCAUCCGCGUUUAUUUUUAUAAGCUUACUGCCCGAGAAUAUUCGUGUCAAUUAAAGAAAUUACAUUUUAUCGAACUGUGGGAAUCGCCACAACCAGAUGAGAUAUUACGCCUACUGUCAAUAUAGACGUCCUCGACUCGAGAAGAGUAGGUAUUAUAGGCACUAUUGUUUAGAUAUGUCCCUACUCAACAAUAAAUCUAAAAUACUUGUACACAGAAUAAUAUUAUUUCCAUUAAAUAUUUGGUAUUCAUUAUCAUUUAUUUGCCAAUUUCAUCGGAUCAGGUAGACACGGAAUAAAUAAUAAAAUGCAUUCGAUACCGCGUAAUCUUGAACAGUAUGAUGUAUUAUUAUAAAAUCGUAUAUAAUUUAAACGUUGUUAAUCUGUUUGAUCUGAACGUUGCGAGGAAUGCAUUGACGUACGUUUGGCCAGCACCUCUUCCACUGGAAUUUUUUAUAAUGAUGACAAUAAUACACUUUUGUAGAACAGAAUAAUUGUAAUACGGCGAUACUUGGCGAUAACGAUUCGAUACUCGAUUUUCGAUUAAUUACAUAGUUAUAGGUACACCGUCUUCUGCUCAGUCAUAUAUUUUAUUCUGAAAAUAUCGUUUGGAAAGAAAUCCAUGCGUUGAUCUAUCAGCAUAAUACAAAUUUAUUAUUUAAAAAAAAUAUAAAUGUAAUUUGAGAUUUCUAAGUAAUUGAUGAGGAAUAGAUAUUAAUUUUCAAAUGACAAGUGCUUUUUUCGGGAAACCAGUAAAAGCAUGAAUAUUUAAUGACUAGAAUCGUAGGUUAAUCGAUGGUAUUCAAAUGGGCGUAUCUUCAAAUCUGAUUUAAUUUAAAAUGUUCUGACCAUAUUUGGCACGAAGCAAAAUUUGAAUCUACAGUACCUAGUUUUAAAUUACAAUAAUUAUUUUAAUCGUUAUUAAUAAGCAGAAUUAUCGUUUUCUAAAAACUCCAAUAUGAAACUACUUUUUUAUAAUGGACUUUCAAUAGAAAAUGUUAUUUUAUUAAAUUACUAUUACAUAUUACUAUUACAUUUUAUCAAUAUAAAGUACAUAAAAAUAAUGAAAAUAAAAAUUGCAAAAAUAUUGUUAUUAAAUAAUAUAUGAUUACAUAGAAAUUUAUUUUAUAUAAUUAAUUCGGUAUAGCUUUUGCUCCAGGACGGCAAAUUUAUAGGAGUGGCAAUGGUAUAUAAGUUUCGAUAUUCAAAUACCUAUUUAGUCAAUUUUUUUUCUCAAUGUUUAAUCGAGUAAUUAUAUUUAGUAAUUAUAACUUUUAACAAUUAUAAUUGUAACAAUGAAUAAUAUAUAUUAUAAGUAUAUGGACUGUUGCAUAUUAUAUCGCCGUAAUUAUAGCGGUAUUAUAAUCUCAAUGUACGUACAAUUUUGUAAUUUUGUCUAAUCGAUUUCCUGCUCCACCGAUGUCGCUUAGUGUCGUUUUAUCUUUGUUCAGUACUCAAUUAUCAGUGAUCAGUGUCAGCAUUCGCAGUUGACAGUAAUAAAUUGUUUUUGAGUACUAAAAUAAUUAAACCAAUCGGUUAUGAAUAAUAUUACCGUAAAUGGAGAAUCGAAAAAAAUUUAAAAAAUAAGUAAGUGUAAUUGUUGAACAAUGGUAACAUUUGGAAUGUUUUUUUAAAAAAUAUUUUUUUUUUUUACCGAGCCAUUAUUGCUACUGAGAAAAUACCAGAUUUGUCAACACUCUGCGCCGAGUUUGAAAUAUUUAAAGACAUUAAGUGGGAAGAACUUAUUCAUACAUUUUGUAUAAUGAAAUCGAGAAAGAAACGUUUUUGCUAAAAAUAAACUUCUAAACAUUUUAUUUGCAUUACACUGUACUUGCUUAUAACUAUCAUAAUGUAUAUAUAUGUGUGUGUAUGCAUUUUUAUAUUACGUAUUAUUAAUAUUCAAAAAUAUUGUUUAAUUAUAAAAUAAUAUAAUAAUGUUUUAGUAGGUAUUUAAUUGUAUAACAAAAAAGGUAUCGAAUUUGUAUUAAAUUGUUUAGCAUAUUUAUACGGUAUUACAUGAAAUAUGUGUACUUUUAAUGGCACUUUAAUAAUAAGUACCAAAUAUACAUAGCUCCAGGGCGGUUCUAAUCUUUAAUCCGACCCUACAGUUCGGUAUGCAUAACAUAUUAUACUAUUUAACUAUUUUACAUUUAAAAAAAAUCAUAAAAUCGUACAGUCAUCAAGUUCACAAAGGUAGAUUUAUUUUUAGAUUUUAAAAAUCGUACAUAUAUAUAUAUAUAUAUGUAUAUUGUAUUCAUUGAUUUCAAUAUUUUAUUUCACGUAUUUGUAUUCAAUUAGUUUAGACAUUAUAACAAAAAAAAAAAAAACCGCCGGAGGAGUUGGAGAUUGAAGAAAUAUUUUUCCUACCCUCCGGUUUAAUAUCAAUUUUUCGAAAUUUUUCGACGCCAAUAUUUAGCAUGUAAUUAGUAUGAAUUUAGAUGACCGGUCCUGAAAUUUGAACGACACUUUCCCGACAGUAAAUAGUAGUUUUUCAGAUUUACGUGUUUCACCAGUCCCCCCCCCCUCCAUUCGAUAAUUUAAAUUUUUUUGUGUCAAUAUUUAAUAUGUGGUUAGCAUAAACUUGCCUGUCGCUGCAAUUUGCAUACCUUUAUUUCAGGCGUUACCUAUAUCAAACAAAAAACCGGAGGAGGAAGCUCGAAAACCGUUUCUUUAAUAAUAAUGCAAAUAAUUCAAUACAUAAAACAUUAAAUGAAAAUAUUAUUCUUGGUAUUCUAUAAUGUAUAAUAUAAUUUAAACAAUUAUAAAUAGGUACAGAUAUAACUCUCUCAAUUUUAAAUAAGUAGUUUAAUUCACUGAAAAGUCAAAUAUUCCCCGAAAAAAGACUUUAGCGUUAUUUUGUAUCUGUUAUAGAUAGAUAGGUAAGUAUUAUAGUCCUGCAAGGGCCAUCAAUUUUGAUCCCGUCCGGUCCAACAAUUUUUUGUGAAAAAGAAGCCCACGCCAUGAUAAUGCUCAUCUUUUAUAAAACCACGUCCUGCCUUAGGUUUAUUUUUUGUAAAUUUGUAGUAUCCUGUACAAACAUAAGGGAAUCUACUCUACCUCCUUUUAAGUUUACACGGCGUUUAUCAAUUACACGAUUCGCUUCUUUCGCUUUAUGUAAUUGAAACAAGUCAACCCGGCCCGGCGUGUUAUGAAAUUCCAUGACUUUAAAAAGCCCCGUCCAAUCCUUGGUUUAAUGUUUAAAAUUUGGCCUGUCCCGGCUCUAAAAAUCGCCAAAAAAAAAAUAAUAAUAAUAAUAAAAGCCAAAAUCAGCCUUUUUUAUGUUUCUAAGACCCCGCCAGGUUUAAUGUAGUACGUACUGGACUUUUUGAGGACCAAACAUAGCCGGCCUAUUGCAGGUCUAUAGUAUAUACUAUAUACAUACACACACAUGAUUAAAUAUUACACAUAAAUAGAACAGCACCUCAAGUAACCAACAAAUAACAAUACCCUGCACCAACGAUAUAUUGUUUCUUAUAGUAUUAUUAUUGUUAUUAUUAAGUGUAUUGUGUACAAGUGUUCGUAUCCAUAUUUGGAAAAAUUAACCGUUAAGAAAACGUUUCCUGGAGGUUAGAUUUUUAUCACUUAUCCCUUUAAGAUGACACUCACAAAGGUCAGUAUUUACUUUCAUAUGAUGAAAACCCAAAUAUUAUGUUCCUUCCAUUUCACAAUAGGCCAGAAUAUAAUAAUUUUUAGUCCAAACCCAAAAUAACACAUUAUCAUUAGUAAUUGAUUAUUGUAUAUUAUUCGAUUAUCUACGAAUUAUAGAUUAUAAAAGAAGUACUCAUCGCGUUAUCAGCACGCUGAUUAUAUAUUUAUUUAUAACAUUUAUGUCUACUUUAUUCUCAUACGACUUUUCAGUUCGCAGUCUAUUAUUUGUCACCUAUUCGGCUGCUAAAAGUUUAAAUUAAUACGUGUAAACAUUUUUUUUUCACAAAUUCUUCGGAAAUUGACACGUAUGUUUUAUUAUUCAAAAUAAUUAAAUGGCAAUUUUUAAAUUCUAAUUAAGCUAUUAAAAUCUUCAUAAUUUAAUUUAGUACAAGUAUACUUUAUUUGAUAGGGUUUUUAUAUUUAAUCUGAACAGCUCUUGUCAUUAAAACAAUUUUAAUUUAUUUUAAUUUUUAAAACUAAAAAAAUGGUAUAAUUUGUUUUUACCUGUUUAUAAAUCAUACCUAUUUUAACGUUGUAGUAUAUGGUUUGUAAGUAUAUAUCUAAAUUAUGGAAACUCGUUGCGAUCUUUUUGAAUUUAUGCAAAGAAUUGAAGGAGACAAUAGUUCUAAAAUACAAUAUGUUUAAAAUAACUUAAAUAGACUGUUUGAUUGUCAACAAUAUUGUGAUACAAUUUCGGAUUCUAUUAAACAAUCUAUACAUCGCGUUAGUAGUGAAAUGUUUCAACAAUGGAAAAAAAGUAAUAGGACCAAAGAAGUUUUUAUGAAUAUGGAGGGUGGACUGGGGGGUUAGCCGCCCUAGAAUAGCUAUAGCUCCUCUUAACAACAACUCCAAUUUAUAUAUCUCACACUUAAAUUCAUACAGAAAAUUAAAAACUAAAUACCUAAUUUUUAUCAAAUAUAUAGUUUUGGCCAUAAAAUUAUCUGGCGCACUGAGUAUUUGAGAAAACGAGAAGCAUAGGAUAUUUCAAAUUAAAAGUAACGUAAAAUGAUAAUAUAGAACUUGAAAACAUCCAACACGCAAAUAUCUAGGAAUCACUUCAAAUUAUAAUUCUAGAGAACUAUAUCGAUCACAUUGUGAAAACUUAAAGACAAAAGUAAAUACACGAAACGGAUAAUUACAUGUUAUCAUUAACAUACAAUGUUGUCCACAGAAAAUAAAAAUCGUAAUAUUUUACUAAUAUAUUUAGUACAUUUUCUCGGUUUCCCUUGAUUUUUUUCGUUUUUCACAUUUAAUGAGUAAACUCCCGAGAAAAUCAAAAAAUGACAUUCCUAAAGUACCACCCCAAGAAAAUUUACUUUCAGAAAAAGGUCUACAUCUUAUACAUCGGAGCAAGAUUUCUGGUAGAAUUUUUGUACAUAGUAUAAAAAAAUAAACAUCUUUGUAAAACCAAUAUAUAAUUAUUCGCUACACUCAGAAUCUAAAAAUAGUUGAGCGUAAUGUAAUAGUAUAUUUUUUAAGCAAUUAACGUUCAAACUUUAAUAGACCACGUAAGAAUAAUGGCAUUUUCCGUACUGUAUUUUAGAUUAUCAAAGAUUUAUGUGAAUAUGAUUAUUCGGCCAGUUAAAAUACUCAACAAUUUAACACGAAGUUCGUCGUAAGUGGUACUAAGUGAAAAAAAAAAAUAUCGUUACAUAUAUACAUGAAUUAAAUUACUUUAUUUAUCCUACCUUCCCAACUCCCCAUAUACAACAGCGGCACACAUAUUAGCAGUAUCAGCCUUUUUUUUCAAAAUACUUUAAAAUCUAGGGAUAAUAUCGCAUGAGAGGGAAGGAAAUAAAUAAGUAAUUUGUAAACUAACAAAAUAUUAUGUAACAUUUACCUUUAAAUUACUAGAGUGCUAUUGUCCUUCUAUAAUUUAGUUACCUAAAAAAAUAAUAAACAACUUUAAAAAUAUUUACCACGUACACUUCCUGGUCCAUUAUAAAUAAUAUUUUAUAGUUGUACAAAAUUGUGAUGUUUUACUGGCGUCCAUCUCUAUUUAAACUCUCGGGGUAAAAUAUAAUUUACACAUAUCCAUUCACCACAAAAACAAAUAAUUUACGGUUUUUUAAUAGUAUUAUACUUCGUUAAAAUAUUUAAAUUUCUAAUACUUGUACCAUCAUCCACCUCCACCUCUCGAGAUAGGCGCAACUGUACACGACAACUUACUAUAUUCUAUAUUAAGUAUUGACACUUACAUUUAAUAAUAUUGACCAUGAUUUUCAAGUUUCAGUUACUUUAGAGUUCGGAAAUAAAAACAUAUCCGUUUGGACCUUGAAAACAACUACCUACAUAUCUAUUUGCUAUGUAUUUUUGCAUUUCCUGUUUUUCAGCCCGUAAUACUGCACGUUUCACGCAUUUAAUAACUUAUUCUUAUUGAAAAUCAUUAGAGUUUAUAGGUAGGUAUUGUUAAAACAAAAUAGCACAUCAUCAAAAUAUCUGUCCUUCAAUUAGUAUUUAUUAAUACUGAAUCAUAGGAAAAAUCUAAAUACUGAUUGGAUAUUAAAGCCGUUCACAACCUUUUUUAUGUCCACGUACCAUUUACUUAUUUUGAAAUUUUUCACGUACCACUUAAGCUAAUAACCAAAAAAUAAAAUGUAUAUGUUAUUUUACAUGUAUGGAGCUUUUUAUUAUUAAACUUAUAUAAUUAUAUAAGCAUUGAAUGCACAAAAGUAAAAUUGAUUUAUGUACAGUUACUAUUUGAAUUAUUAUUUAUGAACUAAAUUACAACUAUUAACAACUUUUUUUUCACUUAUCCAAACAUUUCUUCGCGUACCACUUAUACAAGCUUUCCACGUACCACGAGUUGGGAACCGCUGGUCUGCAGGAACUAAUAUUUACAGUGUAAAUUAUAAUUUACUAUUUAGCUGCAUAUGUACCAUAAAUUGUACAACUUGACCAAUUAGUUAAAACUGCAUAUAUAAUAAGUUUACCUAAUAAAUAUUAUUCACAAUUUGUAUUCGUAAAACUAAUCAUUUUUGUAUUUAUAGAUAAUUUCAUGGAAACUGGUGAAAUUUCGGAAGUUUUUCUAGUACGGUGAUGCUAGUAAAAAAAACCAUUAUUCAGUUUCUGAAUAGUACACGUACUAAUAGUGAUUUAAAACUUUUGAAGAUGGUGUUCACUGGUAUUACUUCGAAUAGGAAAUCGUACUCGGAAGUCAAAAUACCUAAAACAAAAGUACUAAAUGAGGUAAGUCAUGUAUAAUUUUAACCAGUUAAACAUUUCGUGUCCACUUCUUGAAACAUGCUUUACUGGAUUUAUCUUGAAUGAUACCUAACCUUGGACAUUUCCAAUGUCUAGUACAUUAAACCGGUUAGUACCUAUAGGUAGGUACUCGAUUGUAGAAACAUAAUAUUCUGGGUAUUUUUUUCCUUUUGUGACGCAUUUAAUAUUUACAUAUUAUCAUUUUUAAUACCUACACACAAUAAACAUACAAUCUGUAACACAAGAAUCCAACAUUUGAAAAACUUUUCUUCUGUUCAGUAUUUUUAAGUUUUUCCUUUUAAUAAUAACAAAGCACAACUAUGAUUUUUCUAUUAUAUAUAUUUUUUAUUUUUUUUAAAAACUAAAUAAAAAAUUGUUUUACAAAAUCCAGGAUGUUGCAAAGCACAUAAACUGUUGAAUCGUUAAUUCUCAAAAAUAUUUUGAAGUUUAUUAUUGUUCAAAUAGUUUUCAUAGUCACUAUUAAAUAAUAUCAAUAGUUUGGCCAAUUUUUCGUUGAAAAAUAAUUUUAUUAAUAACUCUUGUAAACUUCAAAUAACUGUAGAAACUUAGCAAUUCAUCAUUAGUAAAUAUGUUUAACGCCAACAUUUUGUUUCGAUAUAUAUAUAUUUAUAAAACGGGUACCUCAGAUUUUGAAAAACAAUUUUUUUUUAAAUUUUUUAAAAUUAUUUUUAGAUUAAAUAAAAUAUAUAAAAUAGAUAAAUCAAAGAGCUAUAAGGCUUUAGAAAUGAUUAUAAUAAAAAAAAAACUUAAAAAUAAUGAGUAGAAUGAAAAUUAUUUCUGGGAUCAGAUCUUCAUGUUACACUCUGUAUACUAUACAGUGUAUAGUGUCAUUACACUUCAUCAAAUAUUCAUUUACGUAAUUUUACCUACGUAUUUCGUUCGAAAAAUAAUGAAAAGAAACACGUGUAAUAAAUAAUAUGUAUUUACCUAUACUAAACCUAUAGAUAGAUACAUACUUUAAUAACACGUAUAGGUGAAUAAAAAUAAUUCUUUAUUUUAUAUUUUUUUUAGAAAUAUUUUUCAUUAGUUUGAAAUGAAGAAUUUUAUUACUUUAGAAUAACUUGAAAAAUAAGUAUAAAAACCGGUAUUAAUUAAUGAAAAUCAACACUAUGUAGCGAACCGACGGUUCUGUUAAUCCACGUUUAAAACAUUGGUAUCAUAUGUUUACCUAGUAUUAUUCUGUAUAAGAAAUCAAAGGUCUAACGCUCCUACUUCCCAGACGUAAUGUGUGCGAAAAAUGUUUCGUUUGAAAUUAAAUUGCACGCACAACUACGCGUAAAAUGUGUAAGUGUAGGUAUUUAAAAUUUUAUAAUAAAUUGCAUAAAAUGUGACUGUGCUAUUUUUCGUGUAGGCCGACAGCCACGUACAAAUUAUAAAAAAUUAAGUGUAUUUAUAAAUAUCAACCUUAUGCGACCGUCAUGGGUGACGGUCGCCACAUUUUGUUUAACGAUUGUAUGUAUGAAGUGGGUACUUACAUAAUAUAAUAUGUGAGUAAUGACUAUAGAUAAAAAAAAAAAAAAAGACAAAAUAACACAAAAUAAAUUAAAUAAUUUGAACGACUCGCGUUAUCAAAAACUCCAAUGAUAUUAGGCAAGAUGUAUUUGGUAUUUAGGCUGCAUCCGAGUUCCGUCCCAAAUAUACAAUUUGAAUUUAAGAAUAUACUAGUUCCGUCCCGAGUUUUUAAAAUGGAUAUACUAAUUCCGUCCCAUGUAAUUUAUUUAGUUAUACGAGUUCCGUUCCUUUUCACAUUGUCUACACUAUAUUAAUGUAGCUAGAAUAAAAUUUACGACUACGAUAACAAUUUUAUAUUAUUUAGAAAUAAAGAUAAUACUAUUUAACUUUCCAGUCGUUAUUUGUGCGUCUCCGUGUCUGGAUUUAUUAUUUUUGAUUGUACUGAUAUAGUAAUAUUGUAAUAUUUUAGUUAACCUUCUUUUUAUUAAGGAUGGAAUUGGUGUAUAUUUAUUUUUCAACCGGGACGAAAAUGGCAUGUACACUUUUUCCACCCAGAAUGGAAUUGGUACAAAAAAAGAUUAUUGGGACGGAACUCAAAUGCAGCCGGUAUUUAUUAUGGUAGGACGUACCAAGGUUUACCAUGUAGAAUUGUGACUGUUGUAUAUUUUGUUUGUGGACAACUCGUUGAAAUAAAACGUAAAACAUUAACAUAUAGAGACUAUUGUAUAAAUGCGGAAAUUAUAAUUUAUCUAUGGUCUAAAAAUACUUGCAUAGUUUAGUAUAUUGUCUAUUCUUUACAAACUGAUAAAUGUGUAGAAUCAUGUACAUUUUGUUGUCUCCGUCUUACGAGUAUACAAUCCACGGCAUGGCUCAUUUACGUUCAGCAGAACCAAUUGUGUGCUUUUACUUUCAAUUCUGUAGCGAAUAUUGAUAUAUUGACAAACUCCGAGGGAAGAAAAUGAUCUGUGCUUGUACGUUGGUUGUUUUUUUCAUUCGUUAUUUUAACCAUUAAGCCAAAUGGAGUAUCAUUUUCGUGGCGGCACAGCGCAUGCCGUUUUAAUAAUGUACCACCGCUCUUCCCCGACCCAUACUUAAAAGUGGAAUAUCUCAUCAACGGAUUGGCGGAAAUUAAAAAUUUAAAUUCCAAAUUGUAUUUUAACUAUUACUCCAUCUAUUUGUGGAAUUUUUAGUAUAGGUUGCCGUUUAAAAAUCAAUAUUAGGUAGUCGUUUCACCCACAAAAAUUAGGGUGGCAAAAAAUAAGAUGAAUGUAAAAUUACAGAGCUGCUUGUUUCUGAAAUUGUCUAUAAAACAAAUGUCGAAAAAAGUUAAUACUUUCCGAAAUAAUGAUUGUCUUAUGCUAGAUUGAACACUCUGUAUAUGCUUACCAACCCUGCGGUGUACGUGAAAUAAUAUAGGUAAUAAACUGGCGGUUAUAUUUUUUUGUUUAACGCGUCACGCGUAUAAUAUUGUAAGUCGUUCGCGACGUUUUCUCAGACACGGCAUAACGAUGGCCGACUGCGAAGGUCGCCGGAAUGACUUGCGUACGCGGAUAACAGUGGCGUAAAAAUGGGCGAUUUGUAUAAUGUUAUAAUAAUGUCACGACAAUAGAUCGUCUAAUCAUUGUAGUAGUAUUAUAUGUUUUACGCGUUACCCCGUCUAUGUUAAUAAACAGCUGAUAGCCUGGUAACUGCCUAAUGUUUCGCGUGUGUAAGUAUUGGUACGCGCUGCAAACUCCUUGUUUUAAUUCGCGUAUAUAGUGCUGCGCGUGACGAUUUCCUGGUUUGAAUUCAACGAUCAAGGUGAACGACUCAGUGAUGACGGUGAUGAUAAUAAUAAUAAUAAUAAUAACAAUAAUAAGAAGAAUAAGGACCAUUUUCUCUAGUCAUAUUUUCUUUAGGACAUUACACGUUGACCAGUGCACAAUUCGAAAGACCGCGGUGCGUAUAACGCUAUUCGAUCGUUGUAAUCGUGAUCAAUAUUCGUGUUUUCGAAAUUAAACCAAAGAUAUACAUUUUUAUUCUAUCGGAUAUCUCACCAACGAGGUAAGGAAAACUUUUCUAAUUUCGUACCUACUUAAGUAUACGAUAUCUGUACGAUAUUGUUUUCUCGGGGUUUAGAAAAUAACGAAAAGUUUUAUUUCUAUUAUUGUUAUAUAUAUUUUAUUUUUAUUCGAUUUUCAACGUCGAGUCGUACCUAUAGUUAGGUUCUUUCCAAUGGUCUAUUAAAAAAAAAAUUCAGUUAUUUAAAUUAAAACCGUUUUGAUUCUUGAAUGUACAUAAUUGUUUACAAUAGAAACUAAUGACUAUACUAAUAUUUUAGACUAAAUUUGGCAAAGUCAAAUCAUUUUAGAAUCUAUUUUGAACUAUUAAACAUUUUGACUUUUUAGAUUCUGUUAUAAAAUAUUAUUCAAACAUUGCUUUUAACUGUACUCAUCAUAAUAACGAAUUAGGUUUCACUAUUUGAUGUCAUAUUGUCACGUCGAUUUGUUCACAAUAAUUGUUUCAAUAAUAAAAAGUAAAUCAAUUUUAUUUUUUUUUUCUAAUCAAUAAACUAAAUAGGUACUUAUUAAAUAUUAUGGAAUUAUAUUAUUGUUUUUGUUUGUUGAUACAGUAAAAUCGACACCUUUCUUAAAAUUGGUUCAUUUUUAUAUCAUUAUUUUUUGAACUAAAUAGCGUGAUGUUUUUAUCAUGAACUAGCAAUUUUCUCAAGGGAUUUUGAGUGAAUUUGAUUUCUGUUAUUUUUUAAUCACUAAGAAUCGUUUAAACUUUAUUUUAAAACCAUUUAUAAUUUUUUACCUUACUCCUUAUACCUUAAAUAAGUAUAUACUUUUGUUUUUCAAAUAGGAAUUCCCCUUAAAGUUUUAACUGGAGAAGUAAGGAAGGGUAAUAAAUUGCAUGAUUACACUCUACUUUACUUUUUCAGUUUAAAGUUUAAAUGGUUAUAACUCAUAGACGGUAAAUCUGAUAUUAGAGAUAUGUUUAUCAAAAUGUCUAGACAAAUAUUAUCUAUUCAAAUCUAUGUUCAAAAAGGGAGGAAUCCUAUAUGAAAAACAAAAGUAUAUACUUGUUUAAGGUAUAAAGAUUAGGGGUAAAAAAUUAAAAAUGGUUUUAAAAUAAAGCUUAACCGAUUCCAUAAUGAUUCAAAAAAGGAAAAAAAAAGAAAAAUCAAAUUUGCCUAAAAUCCUCAGAGAAAACUGAUGGUUCGUGAUAAAAAAAUUCACCCUGUAUAGUAACAAACAAAUUGUGCACGACUCAUAGUUUGGAAUACACUGAUAUAUGAGAACUGCAUUACAGCGAUUUAGACACACGUACAGUAAAUAAAAUAUAUUGAAUGACGAAAUUUAAAAAUAAAUUAUAAGUAGAUACCAACAUUAUUCGCUAGUCACUUGUCAGUACUAAUUACAAACUAUUUUAUAUUUAUAAUGAAAAAUAACAUGCGUUCUUAAAAUUAAUCACUGAUAUCGAUUAAUCACAUUGAUCAAACUUUGCCAUUGCGCGUGGCUUACCAGUCGCACGCGUUUAUUGUCGAAACAAUAUUAUCACAUUGAAUUUAUCGACUAUUGAAGCAGAAAUAAUGAAGUAAAAUAUAAUGCCCCUGUCAUAAUUCGCAAUGAUUUCGAUAAGAUCUAUAAAAACUAGUGGUGAGCCGAUAUGAUUUUUCCGAUAUCCGAUAUUCCGAUAGUUACUACAGAUAUAAAAUCUAUAACCAGGAGUUGAUAUUGAAAUUAACCGGUAUAUCAAUGCGUAAAAUCUGAUUUUUUAAACUUUUCUCUUAUUUGCAAUUAUGCAAGAGAUAUUAUAAGAAUUUGUUCCUUAAAAAAAAGUUUGUGGAAUAAAUCCGAUAUCCGAUGUCCUCGAUAUCGAUUUAUAUCUACACUGACUACUUAUAAAAACUUAAGUAAAAUACAAUAUAUUAUAAAGCAAUACAGUUUUAUAAAAAUGUAAUAUUUUUAAAUCUAUGUUAAUAUCAAUGAAUUGUGUUUUUCUACACUUAAGUUGAUUAUUUAAUUAAUUUAGUUCUAAGAUACCUAACAAGAAAGUAGGUAACCAAGGGCGUCACUAGGAAUUUUUAACCAAGUUUAAACUAACAAAAAAUAAAUAGAUAAUUUUAAAAAUACAAUUUUAAUACAAGAGAGUUUUACAAAAUAAAAUUAUAAUUACUGUACUCGUAACUUAUAAUAUACAUAUUGUUCAUUUAUAAAAUAUUUUCAAAGUAAAAAUUCAAACCAUAUUCUCUUUAUGAUAGCAAAUUCGUCAAUAACAUCCAAUGAAUUAUCCAUAAAUAGUCCACGUAUUUCCCUUUUUAUGGAAUUUAACAUCAAAUCAUUUAAUCUUGAAUUUUCAGCUGAAGCCCUAAAAAUACAAGAAAUAUAAUAACUAGGUCAUUUUUUUUUUUUAAUUGUUCAAAUCCAACUUGAUAACUUUGUACUUGGUAAAACAAUUCAGAAAAACGAGAACUAGAUGAAAAUAAUGUUUUACCCAAUGUACAUUGAUAUUUUGAUUUAAUAAGAAAUUCAUCAGAAUGAUAAAUUAAAAAAGUUUUUGUAAAAUUACAUAAUUUUUCACUGUCUAAAAAUUAUUUUCUCACCUGUUAUUUAUACCGGUUAUCUAAUCUCUGUCCUAAUACUGUUGUAAAUACGAGUAUAUUAUUUUAUAUGUUAUUAUUAAUUUUUUUUUUUUUUUAUAAAAAAUCUGGGUAAACCGGGAUCUAUUAGGCCUAUAAACUACUGGCUACGCCCCUGUAGAUAACUUGUAUGUAAUACCCAAUACUUAACUAUUAUUAUCUAAAACAAUUAUGUACCAAUAAUUAAUGAAAUAAUGAAUAAUGAUUAAUUAAUAUUUAGGUAGUCAAUAAUUUACCAUUAUUAUUAUUUAUAUUUUCAUAAAUUACGAAAAAUAAUGUAAUCGUAGAUACUUACCGGUUAAUUUUUUUAAACAAACUGUCAAAACUUAAUGGUUAUGUUAUGCUUAGUGGUAUGGUAAUAAUAUUAUUAAACUCAGCUCAUUUUGAUAUAACUAUGAAAUAUUAAUUGUGUAAGCUGAUCAUUGCUAUAGUGAUGAAUAAAAAAUUAAAGGAGAAAACUACUAAAAAAACGUACUUGUAUUUAAGAGUACAUCAGUUGUCUACAAUAUUAUAUUGUCUAACCUAACCUAACCUACCCAACAUUUAACAUAUUAUUAUAAUGAUUUAUUUUGAUGCAUGACGCAUAACUUUAUCAAAAAAAAAAAAUUACAGAUAAUAUUAUAUCCAUUAAAAUUAACAAUAGAUUAGUACUUAGAUAAUUCAACUAACCAUUAAUAGAGGUAUGCUUACACAAAUAUUUAAAAUCAAUCUAUAAUCAACCUUUAAAUAUAAAAAUACCAGUAGCUAAUACAUAAAUUUAUUAAAGUUUAAUGUUAUGUCAGUUAUUUAAUGAGAUUAUAAUAUAAGUAUUAGUUGCAUUUGUUUAUUUGUAUACUAUAACAAUUAAUCUAAUCACGAUAUAAUCCAUUAAAUACAAUGUAAUAAUUAACCUGAUGUAGCAUAUUAGCACAGUAUUCAUUUCAUUUAUUUGUACCUAUCUACUUUCUGAAGUUAUUUAACAAUAAAUGAAGUACAAUUUAGUAUUAUUUGAAAGGAAAAAUAAUUUUUUUUGUAAUUUAUUUACUCACGCGAAGUUCCAAGGUUUUAUUUAUUUGUUUAUUUUUAUUAACAUUAUUACAGCUUAAAUGUGACUUUAUAACUCAAUUUAUAUGUUUAACAUUUUAUAUAAACGAGCUACAAUAACCUAAAUCUUACCUUAUGAAGAAAAAAAGUAUAGGUACCUAGAUAACUUUCAAGGAUUUCAUACACUAUGUUUUUACAUUAUAUUAUAUUGAAAUAAGUUAAAUAUUUUGUAAUAUUUAAGAAGUAUUUAUUAAUCAGCUAAAAAAUAUUAUAUAAUAUAUUAGACGUUAUUUAUCAAGCAUGGGUGUAAUAUUAAUUGCCUUGAUAAAUAAUAAUUCCUAAUUAUAAUAAUUGUCUAAAAAUUAUACCAAUUUUAAGAAGUAAUAUUUUAAAAAUUGUAAUUUUUUUUUUAAGUACUCGUUAUUUUUUACUUUCCAUCGGUAUAAAUUAUUCGUAGUGCCUAUAUAGGUAUCUAACUAAUCCUCAAUAUUCUAAUAGGUACUUGUUGAUUUGUAUAAAGAGCGUGUUAAACCAAAUUUAAAAAUUUCAAACAAUAAUAAUUACCUUCUCGUAAUUACAAAUUUUUAUUUAACUUCACUUGGCGGAUGUUUGUUUGUUUUUUUAAUAAUAUUAUGAAAUAGUUACAAUUUCUUUUUUUCAUAGUUAUUUAUAAUUCUGAUUUUAUCGAUUAGAAAUAAUGUAUGUAGUUAUUAUUUGAUUUAAAUAUGUUUCGUUUUAUCUUAUGAGUAGCAUUUAAUAUAAUGAGCAUAAACAAUUUAAUGUAUUAUUUAGACGCAAAUAAUAUAAGAGUAUAAUCUCUCUCUUCUCUCUCUAUCUCUCUUUUUGUAUAUAUAGUAUAUUCCAAGUUCAGAUAAAAAUAAAACCAAUUGAUUAUAGUUACCUACUCCUGACUUCAUACACACGAUUUAAAAAAAAAAUUAGAUAAGGAAUUGUCUUUUUUUCGAGUCUAAAUAAACGCAUAGUAGUAGGUAACCAUUGGAAUAUUAAAUAAAUAUGAUUAUAACUAUUGACAUAUUAUUUUCAUUUGCUAACUAUAAAUUUUGUUGUUAUAAAAAAAAAAAUGUGCAUGUAUCACACUCACACACACACACACACACAUACAUUAUAACUGUUAUCGAUUAUUUGAUGUAUGAUAAAUGUAUUAGGUAUAUAGUUUUAUGCGUCGCAAAGUUCAUUUAAAAUCUCAGCCAACCACAUAGUAUACAUACACAAAACAAUAAUUUAAACUAACUAUACUUAUUUUGUUAUAUUUAUUACACAUACAAUAACUCAUUUUAGAAGUAAUAUCUAGUUUUAUGUGUUUUUAUUUGAGACAUUUAAAUGUAAUAUAAUUAUAGUAUGAUUUGUUAUCAAUCGAAACAUGUGCACGUGUCAUUAGGUAGAAAAAGGAUUUCGCCAAAUAAUGGUAGGUAAAUGUAUUUACAUAAAUAUAGUUUCUUUUUAAAUAUUCCUGUUAAAGGAGAUCAGAAUAUUUCUACCUGUUUCAAUAAGCGACAAAUGAGGUUGUGGCAGGUCGACAGCCGAUGUAAAAAUGUUUGAGGCGUCCUAAAGAAGAUUUGGGUGAAUUUUUCCAACUCGGAUGUAUGCAGGAACAAAAAAAAUGAGAAGAUGUGUAACACAGAAUUAAGUAUGGUUGGAUCAAGUGGAAAGAAUUUUCAGGUGUUUUGUGUGACAAGAUAAUUCCAAUGAGAUUUAAAAGUAUAAGUUCUACAAUAGUGUGGUGAGACCAUAGAUGUAGACUAAAUAUACAAAAGGCUUAAGCCCAAUAGGUUUUAAACUUAACAUUAAAGACUAAAUUACUUAAAAUAUUAUAUGUAGGGUUUAAGAUGUUUCAGGGAGGGCUAAGCCCUUCUAAGGACCAUUUCUCUUCUAUAUCUACUACCGAUAUAAAAUCGAUAAGUACUCGAUAUCUGGAGUAUUUGUAUAAAUCGUUUAGUAUAAAUCGAAAACUAUGAGUUUAUAUUGUAAUUAACCGAUACAUUUUUUUUAAUACUUCUUCCAUAUUCCAAAGACAUUAUUGAUAUUAUUAUUUUUUUUAAUUUUUAUAAUUUAUUUAUAUGUAUUGGCAUAUUGUAAUUUUCAAUCACGUGUGUAGAGUACCCACACGCGAAUAUGGUAAAUGAAAUGCAUUAAUUUAUUGUAACGAUUCAAAAAUAGUAACAAGUAUAACGACGGAUAUUAAAAACAAAAAAAAAACAAAAACAUUCUUAUUUCAAACUUCCCGUAAAGAUUCGACCGAAGAGUCGAAGAUAAUUUAAUUUUAAUUUUAGUUGAUCGAAUAAUAGUAAUUGAUAUUUGUUAAAAAAUUUCGUUGGUAAAUAAUAUAAAACUAUGAGACAUUCUAUUGUAUUUACGUAGUAAUAGGUAAUAGGUACACGAAUUACGAGUACUCGAUCCAGCGAUUUUCUCGUUGUAUUUUAAGUGAAUUUGGCAUCUGUUUUUUUCCUCCAAUCAUUAUGGAAUUGUAUAUGCUUUAUUUUAAUCAAAUAAACGAUAAUGUAUCAAGAUGAUAAAGUAUCACCUUAUGAACUUUAGUGCCUAUACUAAUAUAAUAUUGCUAAGCCGUAGGUACUAAUCGCAAUGAAUAAUAAUAUAACAUUAGGUAUAUUAUAAUAUUGCGGUCAUUAUCGUCGAAACAUUAAACCUUGACCUUACCGAGUGUUUAGUACUGCUGUAAGUAUAUUAUGUAUAUAAUAACUAUACUGUUGUGUAACAGAGUAGGAAUUAAUAAUGUAUUAUUUUAGAGGAGUUUUCUAACACCUAAAAACAUAUUUUAAUUUAUAAUCGAGUGUACAAAAUAUACGACGUUGAUUAAUGCAUAUGUAUUAUAAACAUUUUCGUCAUCAUACAAUAAUUCGCACUGGUAUGAAAUGGCAACAUAAUAUUAUAAUAAUACAUAAAUAUACAAUAUAUAGUAUUCCAGUUAUUUACCUGGGUGUACUUAUUAUUGUCGCAUAAUAAUUAUACGAGUGUCGAUAUAACACAUUAACGUAACAAAUAAUAAUUAUUAUGGUUAACAGUUUAACGUUGAAUUAUGAUAACUAUGUAAAUUUGGUAAAAUUAAUUUGUUUUAGAAUCAAAAAUUAUAUGAUCGUUUACAUUAGCUGCUACAUUACAAUUAUGAUUUUAAUAUUCGUUAUGUUAUUAAUGAGUGUGGUAAGUAGUACUAUAAUAUUUUUUACGAUUCGCGUUUCAAUACUAUUAUACCUAAUACGUUCAAUUAUUAUUAUAUUAUUAUAUUAUAUUUCAUUAUUAUUAUAAAGACGUAUCUUAAGUAUUUUACAAUUGUUGUAAAAAAUUAAAUCAAUAUUGACGUAUUGAAUGCGAUGCGCAAUUUUAUUUGAUACCUAUAAAUAUAUACCUAUGAUAUAAUAAUAUUUUUUUUAUUUAUUUUUUUAAAAUAAAUUUAUUAGGUAUCAACAACAAGGUUAUUAGGCAGAUUAUAAUAUUACAGUGACUUAAUUUAUCUAUCUAGUUUUGAACAAUUAUUUUUUACCGGAACAUAAUAUUAUAUUAUCGUAGAGAAUAUUAGUUAGGGAAAUUAAUAUAAUGUGUACUUUUAACUAUAUAUGUCUUCUAAUUAUUAAUUUAGUUUAAUAUUUAUCGUUAUUGUGCUUAGGUGGAUGAAUGAAGUAACGAGAGAAGAUUGGACAAAGAACGAGAAUAUAAAAGGUUUCGUCAAUAUUGGACAAAAUGAGAGUAUAUAGAUGUUAGUGAUGCAAAUAAAUGUAGGAGAAAAGAGAGGAAGAGAAAGACCGAAAAAGAGACGGUUUAGAAUGAUAUGAGGACGGUCGGUAUAUGCGAGGAUAAUAUAGGAUUGGGAUCGAGGAUCGAGACGAGUGGUGAUGUUUAGGACGAGGGUUGACGAUCCUAAAUAGUCAAAAUUUAAGCGAAGAAGAUUAGAGGGUAUACGCUCAAAAUAACUGUUUUAAACACAAAUUGUAUUUUAAAUCGUAUGGUUUUCACUGAAAUUAUCUACAAAAUUAUUAAAUUUAUUAUAAUUAUAAUUAAUAUUUUUGAUUAUAUAAUCAUUCCCUCGCAUAAGUGCACCUCUAAACCUAUAUGUUAUUAAAUUGAAUAUUAAAUAAAUAAAAUAUUUUAUUAAAUGUCACAUUUAUCUGAUUGUACUCUUAAUAUUUUAAGUAUCUAGAUAUUAUAGUAAUAUUAUAUUAUAAGUGGACAGAUAAUAGUUGUAUGUAUAAUAUAAUUGUAAUUAUUAUUAUUUACUUUGAGAUUUCCAAAUAAUUAGUUUUUAUAAAACGAACCACAAUAAUUCUUUUUUUUUUAAGCGAACAAAUUAAUUUCCAAAAAUAAAAAAAAAUAAAAACCGUUGCUAUUUAGGUAUACAAUAUAUUGCAUACUAACAUUAAUAAUCACUUUCCACCAAAACAAUUUGAAUUAGGUUUAGUUGUAUUGUUUUAUUGUGUUAUAAGGAUUCAAGAAAUAAUAUGCAUAAUAAUGAUUAUGCACAUAUUCGUCAUUGAAUGAUGUAUAUAUUAAUAUUUCUAGCUGAAUCUAAUGGUUAGCGGAAAUGAUACAACAAAAAACAAAGAAUAUGACAACCCAAAAUACAUUGCGGCAGCCGUCGAAUAUCACCCCAACUUAGGCCCUCAUCCUUUACAGUCAAUCGAGAACAAUUUACCUAUUUAUGAAGACAUAAUCCACAACGCUAGUCAAUAUGUGAGUACAAUUUAUAUAUACAAAUAAUACUAUAGAUUCUGUAGUGACAUAGCCAGAAUUUCUCGAUUGAGGGGCCAAAAAAUAAAAAAUCAAAAUUGCAUGUUAGUAUGUUAACGUUAAUUUUCUUAAUUACAUUUAAAAAGUAUACUUACCUACUUAACCAAUAAAUUAUAAAAACAAAUUAUAUACCGAGGACUAGAAUCAUACUGAGAUUAAGCGGUUUUGGAACCGGAAACUAUGAAAAAUACGAGAACUGGAACCGAAAUUUAAAUAUUUUAAAAACCGCAACCUAAACCGAAACCAUAAUUUCAAUAUUAUGCAAAUCGAUACAUUUAGCUAAAGGUUUUGACGGUUAAAUUUGAUUUCAAUAAAAUGUCUUCAUUUUUGUUUGCCAACUAGCAUCGUAAUUGGUAGUUAGAUGAUAUUUAUAUAAUAAUUAUUUGAACAAACGGUGUAAAUCAAUGUUUAUAAUACAUUUUAGGACGUUGAUAUAUUAGUUUUUCCCGAAGCUGGUUUAUCUGGAGUUAUUUUACCUCAAGACAGAAAAGAAAUACGAAAAUUCUUAAUGGAAAUUCCUUCACCAGAAAGUAACACUAUCCCAUGUUUUAACGAAUAUUGUAGUACGGUAAAUAUAUUAUAAUUACACACCUUAAACCUACAUAUUAUACGUAACUAUAACACUAAUACAUAAUAUUAUAUGAUGUAUAAAUCGAUAUCUAAUUGAUUAUUCAAUGUAUAAUGCUGUGACCUAUUAAAUAUAAUAAUAUUAUUCGUGGAUAGGUGUUGAGUAAAUUAUCGUGUGCGGCUAGACUUCACCAUAUGUAUGUAGUAGUCAAUUUACCGGAAAUUGAAUAUUGUAAUAAAGAAGAUAGUGCACAGUGCUCAGAAGAUUCGGCCAAUUACUACAACACGAACGUCGUUUUCGACAGGGAAGGAAGAAUCAUUGCUAGGUACCUAAUCAAUAUUAGCCACGGUCGAUGUAUUAUUUUAUACCAAACUGUGUCAAAGCCGUGUUAAACCAUUUGGCUUCCCGGGGCAAACAUGGUGGUUCUAACCCUAAAACCAGAAAAAACUGAUUCUAUAUGUGGCCACUGGUAUCUCACUAUAAGGAAAUAAUUUAUAUAGUUGGCCGUCUCCCCCCAAAUUUGUUUUUCUAACAAUACCAAAAGUCUCUUCUCUGACCGCAAAUAAUGGAAUUAUAGUUCAUUAUAAAUUAGGCAUUAGAUAUUAUUAAUAAAUUGAAUAGGUAUUAUAGUACGCCGCCGGUUUCUCAAGCAACCAUAUAGAUUGUACCUAUGGAUAGAAUUUAUCAUCAUGCAUUCUUGCCAAGUGCCGAUUACUAUAAUAGUUAUAUCAGAUUUAAAUUUUUUUUUUUUUUUUAUCUAUCUAUUAUAAUAAUUUAUACUAAUUUACUAUUUAGGUGUCCUAACAGAGAAAAUGUAUACCAAUUUAUUGUCGGUUUUUUUAACACGGUUUUGCCAAUUACUCAGUGCUCACCUAUAGGUAGUGUUGAAUCCAGGUAUAUGACAGGGAGCAAUAGCCCCCCCCCCCUGUUAAAUGUAGAUAAAUUAAUAAUUAUUUAAAUAAUUAAACAAAUUUGACUGGUCUUAUAGUAAGAGAGUAAGAGAGAUAAGCAAAAAAAAAGUCAUUAUUAUAAUUUUAGUAAUGCCUCCUCCAGAAAAAUUGUCUGAACACUGCCUAUAAGUACCUAUAUAAUGAGUUUCAAUGCAUAGGUACCUAAUAAUGUGUAUAUUCUGUAUUAUAAUAUUUUAUUAUUUCAGGUAUAGAAAGUUUAAUUUAUUCAUAGAAUUAGGAUUUAAUCAUACAAAACUAUCAGAACUGUGUACGUUCGAUACCGACUUUGGAGUGCGAUUUGGAAUGUUCAUAUGCUUCGACAUACUAUUUCAAGACCCCGCUGCUCGACUUGUCCAGGAGUCGGGUGUUAAGGAUGUUAUAUUUUCUGCAGCUUGGUUUUCGGAAGUACCUUUACUUGCAGGUUAAAUACUCGUUUAAUAUGUUUUAUUACUUAAAUAAUAAAAUUAAAAAAAAACAAAAAUACGUCACAUUGAGUGCUUAAUGUGUUAAAUUAUGUACUUAUACUUAUUAAUAUUUAACAACCUGUUAUGCGUUCAUAUUAUUCAAAACACUUUGGAAUAAAUCACGCAGGUAUAUUAUAUAGUAUAGACUUGACAAAAUAUAUUAGACCAGAUUGGACUGGGCUUAAAAAAAAUUUCCUCGGACCGGAUCAGAAUUUUUAAAAGCUUAGCAUUAUUUUCGGGUCAGGAUUAGGUUUUCACGAAAUACUUUGUACCAGAUCGGACUUGGUUUAAAAACAAAUUGAUGGCCCUUGCAGGUCUAUAAUAUAUAAUCAGUUUAAAUUACGUGAGUAUGCCUAUAUUAUAGGUAUAUAUAUAUGUAUAAUAUAUUUUCAUAUUAUUUUAAACUGUGUACAAAAAUAAUAACUGAUAUUGAGGAUUUGUGUGAACAAAUUGUUUAAAAUAAUGUACCUAAUGAGUAAUGGUUAUAAAAGCCGUAAAUUUGUAAAUUUUUAAUUUAUGAUUUUUCUUAAUUGUUAUGAAUCAAAUUUGUAGCCAAGUCAGCGUUAAAUUAGAUAAAUCGAAAAAAAAAAAAUUUCAUAAACAUUCGAACCCUACUAAUCACCUAUAGGUACUUACCCACCUAAUAUUAAAAGUGCCAUUUGCGUUAUUUGAUUCAACGUUUGAAUUGAAAAAGUAAAAUAUACAAUUAUUGAAAUCUUGUCGAUAAUAUUAUAUUUUUUGACCGUUUUAGCCGACUCCGUUCAGGCCGGCUGGGCGUACGCCAAUGACGUCAACCUAAUAGCGGCCGGUUACAACGAUCCAAAAAUGUGCGGAGGAGGUAGCGGUAUUUACGCGGGCAAAGACGGUCCGUUAGUGAUGUACAUGCCGGACCGAGCAGGAACUCACAUAAUUCUAUCGAGAGUUCCGAAAAGACGGUACCACAACAACAACGGCGGCCAAUCCUAUAACAAACGUUCGAUUAGCAGUACAUAUUUAACGUUUAUGUCAGAUUAUCUAGUCUUACCGUAUGGUAAAGAAAAAAACCUGCCGAAUAGCAAUCGGCCCAGUGAUCUCAGGUCAGUUUAGUUCCCUCAUCGAUCUUAUCGAUAGGUACCUUUAAUAAUAAUUAAAAAAAAAGAGCCGAUACUGGUGCAGCCACUGUUGUAGGUGAGUAAUGGGAAAGGUAGGAUACAUAAAGUUAUUUAAUUUAUACCUGUAACCUGCAACGAUAAACUAUAAUAACGAAAAACUAUUAGUUCGGUUAUACGUGUUUUAUACAAUAUUUACAAUGUUCGUAAAAUUUGAUUUUAAAACUUUUAUAAAAAAAAAAUACUGUAUUAAACUAAAUUUCAUUUUUUGAAACAAAAUUAAUUUUUUUCCCCUGUUUUCUAUCCGACGUGCUUUUGCAGAAACUGGUUUUGCGAGACUUGGGUUUAAACUUGCGACAUACAUACUAUAAAAUCGAAAAUAUUGAGUUAAUUGACAAACACAUAUAAUAUCUGCAUAAUAUUAAAACUUCAAAAACUAUAAUUUCAAAACUAAGUAAAUCCGCUCAAUUCUGACUUCAUCAUCAUUCUUAAAUUGUAUAAUACAUAUUAUCACCAAAAUAAAAAAAAUUGAAAAAUUUGCAUAGACUACUAGCUAGAUUUGUUCCGCAGAAUUUUUUACUCAAACAAAUUUCGUCAAAAUUUGAUUUAAAUAUUACUUAAUAAUAAAUACUUAAUUUAAAAUAUUCAAAUUAGUGAUCAUUUUUAACAUAGGGUACGACUUUUAAUGAACCUUCUAUUAAAUUUCCAAGUAUUCCUGUUUAGUCUAACAAUUUUAUCCACAGAAUACCUACUAAAUACAAAUUACGUACAAACCUCGCAAAAUUAAAAUGUCUAUAAUAAGCUCGAAAAUGGAUUAAAUGUUAUAGAAAUUUUACCACGCCUAGAAAAAACAAAUAUAAGUUUUUUAUCAAAAUGUCUAGUCUUUAUAAAUAUAUUAAACUAAAUUAGAUUAAAAAGAAAUACGUCCUAGGAUUAUGGGAACGGGUGCAGCCACUGUUAUAUAUAAUUUAAUGUAUACCUGGUAUACCUAAUAUUUCUGGUAGAAAACAUAAGUUGAAUAUAUUAAAAUAAUUAAACCGAUACACUAUAAGUAUACUGUAUACAUUGCCGUGAAUAUUAAUCAAUUUUAAUUUGUUGGUUUUCCAAAUUAUUACUUAAACUACUUAUCGAAAAACGACUUACUUUAUCGGUGGCGAAAUAUUAUAAAGAACAAAAUCGAUCUCUUGUCAUUUUUAUGUUGAAGUAAUAUUUUCGGUAGACAACAUCGUGUUAACAUAAUAAAAUCAAUGAAAACGAUAACGCAUAAACGGUAACAUCGAAUAUUUUUAACCGAAGUACAACAAAAAAACAAAAUUAGUAAUAAAUAAUAAAAACAUUAUUUUCGUAAAUUUUCCAAUUAUUUUUACGUUUUUUUCGGUUUUGCUCAAUUAUUCAAGAACUAUAUUGAAAAUAAAAUAAUACAUUUUUUCACAUGAACUAGAUUUAAAAUGCAACAAAAAAUUCUCCUAUCGUUUUUCUAUUGAAGCAAUAUUUGUGAUAAAAAAACGUAAAUUGAUUCGCUUUUCAUUUUUCGUCUUUUUCCGGUGUUCCCAUUUAUUUUAAACACCCCAAGAAAAAUGGCCCCUUUAUAACGCCAACUAGCCAAAAUUUCCUUUCAGAAAAGGUACUACACUUCAUACAUUGAAGCAAGAUUUCUGGUAGAAAAGUUGUUUACAGACAGAAUAUUAACGAAAAAAAAAAAAAAAACACUUCAUAGUAAAACCAAUAGAUCCCUCGCUGCGCUUCGAAUCUAAAAAUGUGUCGCCGGAUACCGAUGAUACCUACUCGUUGUUAUCGUUACAGGUUCUUCGCAGACAAUAGUUUCAAGUAUUUCAAUGUGGCAGCCAUGCGCUCCGCGGACCCGGACACUAGCCAGGACGAAACGCUAACCGCGACGUUCGAAUACAAACGGGACGGUUUCGAGUGUGCCAUGACGGUCAGCUGGCUCAAUGAGAACAACAACGACACUACGUGUUAUGACAUGUUCGCGUACACCGGUACCAAAAGGUUUGGCAUUCUGAACAUGCACAUUGAAACGUGCGGACUGACCGCGUACAAGCAGUCCGGGCCCGGCGGCGGCGCCAUAGUCCACUACGACCCACCCAAAGACAUGGUGACGAUAACGGCGAUCGCGAUCCGCGCCCGUUCCACGAACCUCGACACGCUACCCAUACCCAGCACGCUGGACGCACGCAACUAUCCGCUGGCCAGCGACCACUAUACGUUUGGACACCGAACCGUAAACGUUGCCGCCGGCAAGCGGAAAAUGUUACAGAUCGAUAUGGUACUGUCCAAACCGGUGGCCAACCUAGUGACUUUCGGCAUUUAUAAACUGCCUCAACCUUUAAAGGGAUGAAUAGCGGCACAUCCGUUCUGUCCACGAACUGUUUCUUAUUAUUAUUAUUAUUAUUAUUUCCAGUCUCUUUUCCCAAUUAAUUGGAAUCUGACAUCUCGGUCCUACAACUUCAUUUUUUAAAUCUCCGUCAAAUGACUCACUCACAGCACGCUCAAUACACACUCCAGCAGUCCUUAUAUUACUUUCAACCGUGUCUAACCAUCUUAUGUUCGACAUUCUUCUUCCCCAUCAUUUCAUUCACAUUCAUUAUAAUUAUUGUAUCCAUGGCCUCCAUUCGCCAUAUUAUACAAUAUCUCUCGAUUUCUAUUUUGUAUAUGGUACCUACCACCUGUUACUUUACUUCAGUAUAAAUCUGUACCGCAAUGCCAAUGAAUAUCAAAAAUUCAACUUAUAUUUAUUUUAACUAUAAUUUUAUAAUAUUUAUUUCAGUUUUAAAAUUAAGGAUAUGAUACUUAGUUAAAUAUUGUACAAUCGCAGUAUAUGUAUAUAAUAAUUAUUGUUAUAAUGUAAGUAAUUUAUUUAAUUGUUUAUAAAAUUUAUACUUUUUAAACUAAUUGGGUGUCCUCUCAUCGGGUUCAUAACAAAUUCAUCGGCGGCAAUUUCUUAUUUGAACAUCUAUUGACCUAGGUAUUGUGUCAGUGCGAAUCGAAUUUUUUGGGGGUGACAGUUAAAUCAUAUCACGUGCUAUUUCCAUUAGAUUUCAAUUCCUCGCUGAGUGACCAAAAGCCGAAAUUAUAAUAUUAUAAAAUGCAGAGUGUACUAUUUCCUUGAAGCAGUGCCAAUACAUUUUAAACCUUAUUUUAGAUAUUUUGAUCCACAAAAUAAUAUGGAAUUUUAAUUUUAACCUAAGUUAACACAAAGUAUAAUCAACUAUUUUUUAGGAACUUACUCUAGAAAAUUAAUUUGGUAACUUUUAACUUAACUUAAUUUUAUCUGUAUUAACUUAACUAAAAGCGCCCAGUGCCAAUGUCGGUUUGCCCACAAAAAUACACUCUACGAAAUAGUGAUACUGUUCAGUAGAAUCAACCAAAUUUUAUUUUAUUUUAUUUAAUAAAUAGAGGGAAAAAUUCUACAGACCGUAUUGAACUUCGUUUUUCAAUAUUUUAUUCUCAAAGUUUAAAAUAAGUCUUUAAAAAAGGUAAAUUUUAAGCUUUUUUUACCAUUUUUUUUUCCAUUACCUAUUUAAAACCAGAACUAAACAAAUCAGAGUUCAAUGUGGCCUGUAGAAUGUUUUGUUUAUCAAUAAAAACAAUUUUUAUGAAAAUAUUGAAUUAACAAUGAGUUAUCUAUCAAUAUUUCGUCAUUUUCAUCAGUGAAAACAGCCUCACCCCUUCCCCCUAAAUGAGUAGAUCAAUUAGAAAAUUUUAUCUUUAAGGUACCUAACAAUUGAAAUGUUAAAAAUAAUUUAAACAUUUUUCAAAAUUGGAGAACAUUUGAAAAACUGACACGAAGCCCUUAACCAAUACAAAAAAAAUUGCUCUAUUGAAGAUCCCAUUAUUAAAUUUUAGCAAUUAUAUAAAUACAAUCAAAUCAUACAUUUUUCAUAAUGUAUGUGUUAUGUAUGCUGUCUGUUCCUUAUUUUAUUUGUAAUAAAAUUAUUAUCAUCACCACUGUACUAUUGUUAAAAAGGAUUUUCAUCUGUUUAUUAAAAAAAAAAAUCAAACAUAUACUAAGAAUAAUUUUAAAGAUCCGAUGAAUCAAUUUAAUUUCAUUCAUCUCCAAAUUGCUCAAUUAAGUACCUAAUUUUAGUGUAGAAAUAAUUGAAUAAACAUUUUAUAAAAACUAGUUUGUAUGAUAUUAAUAAGAAUAAAUCACAUUUUAAAUGUAAUUUAAAUUAAUAUAAUAUUUUCAAUAGAUAAUAAGAUCAAGUAUUCUGUAUUAUUUUACAAAACUAUUCAAUUAUUAUUUAUGUCAUAUAUAUAUUAUAUAUAUUGUACAAUAUAAAUGCAAAUACAUAUAAUAUGAAUUUACGAUAGUUGUUUCAUG